This is a messenger RNA of Paramacrobiotus metropolitanus, 1091 nucleotides long. Its product is annotated as surfeit locus protein 4 homolog. Lineage: Eukaryota; Metazoa; Tardigrada; Eutardigrada; Parachela; Macrobiotidae. The record is from RefSeq and is a predicted model, not a curated record. Bases 142 to 966 code for a protein of 274 amino acids. The transcript has a single exon. Gene Ontology annotation, cellular component: membrane.
GCACAGCAAUAAAAAUACGUACUACUAAUUCUGGUACGAAGUAUCGCAAGUUCCUCCGCUGCAUCGCGCAAUGUGAUUGUGAGAUUUUCCGUCUUUGGCUCUUUAUGCAUUUUGUUUUACUCCUUACUUUAUAAAGCUACAAUGACAGCCGAUAAAAACGCUUCCCCACAAUUGACAGUAUUUAUUGGCAGUCUGGAAGAAAAAUCCGACGAAUUUUAUCGAAAAAAUAAGAACAUCCUGCCCCAUAUUGCUCGCGUGCUGUUAGUGGCCACAUUUUUGGAAGAUGGUCUGCGAAUACUUACGCAAUUUGAGAUGCAGCGGCGGUAUAUUGCCGGAGUGUGGGCAUGUGGACUGUUCGUCAGCAGUGCACUAAUCGUGAUCUCAGUAUUUUGCCAACUGGUUCCCGCUGGUUUAAUACUGUUUCGCAGAUACGUGGACGUCGCAUGUCUGGCACUGAUUUUUGAGGUAUUUUUUCAGCGAUUUAUAUAUAACAUCGCCUGGGACGAAAUGAUUCCCAAUGAGUUUGCUCGUAUUGGUGCUGUAUUACUACUACUGGCGGAAGCGUGCAACGAUGCUAAUGCGGUGCCCAUCCUGUAUAAAGCUGCUGACCACUAUGUUGACCUGCAAAAUCUGACCAACUGGCUGCAGUUGGCAGGACGUGUGUUUUUGGCAUUUAGUGUGGAAUUUGGCAUCACACCGCUGCAAAUUAUCAAACUUAUCGUCGGCUUUAGUUUAGCCAUUUUAAUUAUAAUUGGAUACAAGACGAAACUGUCGGCCACGGUUUUAGCAUGCUGGCUAACUUUGUUCAAUUUUUACAAAGUCAUAUCUGGCUGGAUGCACAAUGAGAUUAUGGAGAUUCUCAUAUACGGUUUCUUUCUGAAUAUUACGGUUGUUGGUGGUCUGUUGAAUGUGAUAGCUCUAGGACCCGGUACAAAAAGUAUCGAUUCAAAGAAAAAAUACUGGUAACAUUUGAGUUUUUCUGGUAACAAGUGAGUUUUUCGUUAUUGGUGAUUAUUCGAUACUUUUGCCGACGCCCUGCACAAUAAUAAUAGUAAUUAUAGAAAUUAUUAGCAACACGUCUGUAGCCUCUG